AUGGUGGUGUCCAGGUCAUCUUAUGUGCACCUUGACUAUUCCACCAGGGUUUCGGAAACACAGACACACCAGAUUGCUGCUUUGAAGGAAAGGCAGAUGGAAACCUUAAAAGCUGCUCUCAAGAUAGGGGCUGAACACGAGACCCAGAAGAAGCGGCAUGAGGCUUUAGAUUUAGAUUCUGAAGAGAAUGAAGAUGGUGAUAAUAAUGAGCUUGUUGAUAGGAAGUGGCAGGGGAAGGACUUGAGAAAAGAGAAGACGAGGUCAAAAAAGUUGUCUGCCAGGGAAAAAAAGGGUAGAAGGCGGCAUCACAGUGAUUCACUCUCUGAUUCUUCCUCAGAUACUGAUUCUUAUCCAGAGUCUGAUCAGGAGAAGAAACAUGCAAAAUCCCGUAGGAGACAUUCUGAGGGUGAGUAUAAUGAUGGCCGUGAUGCAAAAGCCAGUAAGUUUCAACAAGGUAGAAGACACGAUUCUGAUGAGGAUGACUACAAAAAUGAUCGUGAUGUCGAUAACAAGAUGAUUCAGAAAGAGAGAAGGCAGGUUACUGAGAGUAAGUAUGAUGAUGGUCGUGAUGCUAAAAACAAGAAGUCACAAAGAGGUAGAAGACAAGAUUCUGAUGAUGACGAUGAUGGUAGUGAUCGUGAUGUAAAAAGAAAGAAGAUUCAGGAAGGGAGGAGACAUGUUACUGCAGGUGAGUAUGAUGGUGGUCGUGAUUCUACAAACAAGAAGUCUCAAAGAGGUAGAAGAUACGAUUCUGGUGAUGAUGAUAGUAAUGAUCGUGAUGUAAAAAGCAAGAAGAUUCAGGAAGGAAGAGACAUGUUACUGAGGGUGAGCAUGAUGAUGGUCGUGAUGCUAAAAACAAGAAGUCUCAAAGAGGUAGAAGACAUGAUUCUGAUGAUGAUGAUGAUAGUAAUGAUCAUGAUGUAA
This is a messenger RNA of Nicotiana tabacum (common tobacco), 924 nucleotides long. The record is from RefSeq and is a predicted model, not a curated record. Lineage: Eukaryota; Viridiplantae; Streptophyta; Magnoliopsida; Solanales; Solanaceae.